This is a messenger RNA of Pogona vitticeps (central bearded dragon), 2346 nucleotides long. The record is from RefSeq and is a predicted model, not a curated record. NCBI's taxonomy places the organism in Eukaryota, Metazoa, Chordata, Lepidosauria, Squamata, Agamidae.
UCCACGUUAGUUUAGCGAUUUCUACAGUUUGUAGUGGACAGAUGUGAAAUCUCACGGGGAAAUCCAAAUCCAUACCAUUAUAUCUCUUCUUCCUCUAUUAUAUCGUCUUUUUCUUUUUUUUACUCUUUGAUAACUGCAUCUCCAGACUGUGAAAGAGAAAAAGUUGGCAAAGAGGAGGAAGCCACAUAUGUUCUAGCUCUGGGCCUGCCAUUGAUACACAGAGGAAAUCAUUGAAAAUCUCUUGUGAGAGAUAGAGAAACCAGUUUGUGAGAUUCGGAAAAACCGAAGUUGCAUCUUUUUUCCCCCCCUCUCGACGGCCUUGUGCCCUUCUACGGGCGGCCCACCCUAUACUUUGCUGUGGAAAUUGGAGAAGACAACGAGCGCCGUCAUAAGCCGGAAGUGCCCGUAAGGACGGCGACAGAGUGUGUUGUUCUUUCUCAGAAAGGCGCAAUUUAUUUUGGAAACAAUCUGCGAUGCCACUGGCGUGUGUUUUGUUUCCGAAGACCUAUUUCGAUUGGUGCCGGAGGUUUCCGAUUUCGCGACAGCCUCCUCCCCAGAGCAGGGGAGUAACUGCUGACGUCAUCUCAGGCAGGCCGUGCGGGGGAUGUCAUCGCCCGGCGACGACGGUGGUGCCCACGUGGGUCCGGCUGCAGGCAUGGCAGCUGCAAAAAGUGCGAGUCCCACGCCGACCCUGGCCGUCCGUGGAGACCUUGUGGUCGUUACCGGCGGGACUAACCUCUUGGCGGUGCGUUCCAAAGAAGCGAGUGACGACCUUUUCAUCUAUAACUGCACUACAGCAAGCAAGAAGCCUCAAGAGAAUCAAGGAAAUUGGAAAAUCACCGAGUAAAACAACUCACGAUAUUCUAGCUUGUGCAUUUUCUGUAUCUGGAACAUACUUCGCUCUGACUAAUGACAGCAAACAACUCAUUCUUUUUCGUACAAAGCCUUCUUGGGAAUGUCUCAGUAUAAGGUCUGUUGUCAGAAGAUGUACGUCCCUCAUUAUAACAGCAGCAGAAGAUAAGAUUCUGGUUGCUGACAAAUCUGGUGAUGUCUAUUCUUACUCAAUCACAGAUCCAGAAAACUCAGGAACCAUUGAACUUGGGCACUUGUCUCUUCUGUUGGAUGUGGCUUUGAGUCCUGAUGAUCAGUAUAUCCUUACUGCUGACCGCGAUGAGAAGAUACGUGUUAGUUUGACUAGAGCCCCACAUAACAUUGUCUCCUUUUGCCUGGGACACCGAGAAUUUGUCAGCAGAAUAUUUGUAAUACCAAACUACCCGGAUCUCCUCUUAUCAGCUUCUGGGGACUGUACACUGAGGCUCUGGGAGUAUAAACAUGGGAAGGAAGUUUAUUGCUAUAAUCUGAGUACUUUGUACACACAUGAAGCCACAAAAAAUGAUAAGAAGUACACAGUUUCAAAGAUAUCUUAUUACUCUGAAGGAAGCUACAUCGCUGUUUUGUAUGACUGUAUUCCCACAGUAUCUAUCUUCCAGCUGGAUGCUGGUGCUCAGAACCUCAGAUGCCAACAACACAUCUCCUUGAAUCACAAAGGCUGGGAUGUUGCCUUUGAGGAAACAGGUGGACUCUGGGUUCUGCAGGAGAGCAUGCAAACACCUCUGCUCUUCUACCAGCAUUUGGAUGGGCAGUGGCAGCCUGAUACUGAGGAGAAAGCUUUGAGGAAAAUGUCGAAAUAUAUAUAUGACAACUGGACAGUUUUUGAAGGCUGUGUUGGCAGAGAAAGCGGCUAUCAAAAUCUCUACAAGGCUUCUUUUGAUAACAUGGCUGUUUACCUUCAAAAGAAAGAAGAGAGACUUGAGCAGCAGAAAAAUAAGAGAAAGGACUUGCAGCCUGAAUCAAAUGGAGAGAUGAAGAAGAUCCGAAAAGGAGCACCAUCCUUAUGAUGCUCAUUAGACCAAAACCAACAACAACAAAAAAGCAUUGUGGCUUGUAAGGCACUGAAAGAAAUUGCCUAGAGAAGUGAAUCCUCUUCUGAGAACAUUGUGGUGGUGCACCUCAACAGGUACAACUGCAUUACGUUCAUUUGGCAAACAAUGAUUUAUUCAAAUGAAAUUGCCUAUUGGACAAGCCAACCAGUUUCAUUUCUGGAGUGGCGCCUUCACGGUGGGACAACUUUCUCAGAAAAAGGGUCUGAUUGGAAGAGAUGAAGCUGACUCGUAUAAUAGAAGACAUGUUAUAAGAAUUACUUCUGAAAUUCUUUCAUCUGCAACACUUAGCUUGAACAUUUUAAUAUUUACAGUGCAAAACUAAGGGAUUUGAUGGCAUGAAUUCUGUUCUGCAACUUGAAUCUGCUCCAUGAGAAGGCAAUAAAUAAGGAAACUUGUCAACCAA